UCUGUUUUACUCCUGAUUUAUGUCUUAUUAGCUCUGUGAUGCUAAAGUUAGCUUAACUUGCUGCCUGUCAACAGACCUGCGUGGUGGAGACAAACUGUCUUUCUGACGGAGUUUGUGUGAAGAUAAAUUGAAAAAUGUCCGAAAAACUGCAGGUGCUGAGAUUGUUGAUGGAGCAGAGACUAACUGCGGCUGCUGAAGAGAUAUUUGAGCUGUUGGAAAGAACCAUAGUAGAGUACGAGGGGGAAAUUUGUCGAAUUAAAGAGGAAAAUCAACAAAUGUUGGACUCUGUUUGGAACCCCAAAGUCCUGAUAUACAAAACAGAUGUUCAUCAGCCGCCUGUGAUUAAAGGGGUGGUUCCCUCUGAGCAGCAGAACUUGAGACCUAAUCUGGACCAGGAACAGGAGGACCCAGAGCCCCCUCACAUUAAAGAGGAACAAGAGGAACUGUGGACCAAUCAGGAGGCUGAUAUCCAGUUCCCAUCCGUUCCUGUCCCUGUGAAGAGUGAAGAUGAUGAAGAGGAAGCUCAGUCCUCACAGCUUCAUCACAGACAAACUGAUGAGAAUGGACAGGAACCAAGUCAAGAGGACUGUGAAGGUUCACAAUCAACCAGCAGCUUCGAUCCACAGGGACAUCUACAAACACAGACUGAUGAGCAGAUCAAGGACACGGAGGACAGUAAUGAAGAGUGGACAAUGAGUCAGACACCUGAGUCACACGUAAACCAAAAGACAAAGCAGAUGGAAACAGAGGCUGAUGGAGUGGACUGUGGAGAAUCAGAACCAGAUAAUAACCUCGUCCACACAGAGGACCUAAACAGAACAAACAGGCCGUUUGUUUGUUCAGUUUGUGGUGUAAGAUUUACCACAAAGUUCAAUUUAAGAUCUCAUAUGAGAGUCCACACUGGAGAGAGACCUUUCAGCUGUUUGGUCUGUCACAAACAAUUUAAAUAUAAAAAUAACAUCAGGUUUCAUAUGGUUAUUCACACUGGAGAAAAACUGUUCUGUUGUUCAGUUUGUGGGGUGAGAUUCACCACCAAGUCAAACCUCAUCCGUCACACAGCCAGUCAUACGGUGGAAAAACCCUUCAGCUGCUCAGUUUGUCAGAAAACCUUCAAACAGAAAGGCCAUGUACAGAGACACAUGAAGGUUCACAGUAAAGAGAACACGAAGGACACUGACAUAAAUAAACAGGACCUCGCUGUCAGUGAUGAUGGACGUAGAAUGAGGAGACACCAGUGUCCUGCCUGUGGAAAAAGGUUUGACUGGAGGUCAAAGCUUGAGACCCACAUGAGGAUCCACACUGGAGAGAAGCCAUUUAAGUGUUCGGGAUGUGACUUAAGAUUCACUCAGAAGUCAGGUUUACUGAGUCACAUGGCCUGUCACAUGACGGAGAAACAAUUCACAUGUUCAAUUUGUCAGAAAAGCUUUAAACGUAAAGGAUGUUUGGGGAAACAUAUAAAACGACAUUUGAGAAAGAAAGAAGUUGAAUGUCAUGGUGACGCUCUGUAACAUUUAGACCAGGAAGUAGUGAGAUGUAAAAGAAACAUGAUGUGAAAGAUCCAAGACAAAAAAGACAGUCAUGUUGGUCACAUCACUAGGGCUGGAUGAUCUCACUGUAGGUUGUGAUCAAUCUUCAUUUAUUACAUGAUCUUUAUUUUACAGAGAUUGUACAGAUAGUGACAUUAAAAAAAUAAAUAAAACUUUCUUAUUCGGCUAAUUUUCAUUUUAAAUGGCCUACUUUUCAGUGUGAUCAGAUAAAUACAGACAGCGUUGCAUUAACCUAUGGAUUUGUAACAACAAUGAUAAUCCUCUACAACCGCUGUCAUUUGUCUGAACUACAUCGAUUUUACUGGUGAAUCAAUGAGCUUAUUUACAUAACCUUAAAAAUCUGAUAACUGGGAGUAAUCGGAUAGUUGUAAUAAUCAGAUCUGACGUGUUUACCUGCACUUAAGAAUGUGAUAAUUAAAAACCCUGGUUUAGACGCUUCAGUCCAUUAUCAGACUUCUUUUAGAGUAUGUUCAUAUAUAGUGAUGGCAGACUCAAAUUUCCUGCUAUUUUCUGCUCAUGUUUGACUAUGUCACUUCCAUUUUCUGUGAUUUUUGAUUAGUUUGACACAUACACAGAUGUAAAAGAAUGAAAUAAAUCAGAUUAACCUAUAUACAUGCAGGAAGACAUCAGAGUAUUGUAGAGAAAUCUAUGUAUAUUAAUCUGAUUUUUCAUAAUCAGAUAUCUGCCAUUAUCUGAAAAAACAUAUCUGAUUAUCCUGUUUACAUGGUCACUUGAAUAAUCUCUUAACUCCAGAAAUCAGGUAGUGAUCAGAGUAGUGGCAUGCAUGUAAACAGGCUCGUUGUUGCAGCAGAUGACGUUUUUCCAUGUUCACUACAGAGCCUCUGAAUGUCCAAAUGAGUCAUAUUGGAUCACCAUGAAAAGAUGACAAACUUUUAUUUGAAUUAAUGUGUUAGGAUUAGUGGUUUGAUGUUAUCAACAGUAGAUGCUUUUGGUCACUCACAGGCAUUUAGGUGUCACUUAGAAGCUUAAAUGAAGUGAAAAGUACACAGAUUGUCUUAAGUUUUUUUUUGCUGCUGAUCCACCAUCAGUUUUUAAUAACCUGUGUCACACAGUUACUGUAAAACACAUCUCUACCUCCCAUUUUAGUCAAAUACUCAAUAAUAUGACAUUAUUGUUUGUUUUGAACUCAUGAUUUCACUGUCACUAACUUUGUCUAAAGUAGAACUUUGUGACAUCUGUUUACUGACACCAUGUGACUGCACGUUUAGACAAACAUGGAGGAAGAUAUUAAAAAUGCAACAUUAAUAACAGCUCUAUAUCAUAUCAGCUGUUGGUCUUGUUCAGAAUCUGAUGGAGUUUUGGGAGACAGGUGUGUCUACAGUUUUGUAAGUGAAGAUUUGA
This is a messenger RNA of Sphaeramia orbicularis (orbiculate cardinalfish), 2909 nucleotides long. Its product is annotated as gastrula zinc finger protein XlCGF57.1-like. The coding region runs from base 135 to 1508 and encodes 457 amino acids. Lineage: Eukaryota; Metazoa; Chordata; Actinopteri; Kurtiformes; Apogonidae. The record is from RefSeq and is a predicted model, not a curated record. Gene Ontology annotation, biological process: regulation of transcription by RNA polymerase II. Gene Ontology annotation, molecular function: DNA-binding transcription factor activity, RNA polymerase II-specific; RNA polymerase II cis-regulatory region sequence-specific DNA binding. The transcript has 2 exons.